AGUUAAUAAAUUUAUUACUGUUUCACAAAUUUAAAAAAGUCACUCACAUUUCAUUUGGUAUUCGCUUUAAUGGACAUGAGCGCCACACAUUCAUUAUAAAAUAUAUUGAAAAGGAACCUGAAAAAAUUAAAUGCAUACUAAGAAAACUAUAGAACCAGAAAUUAAUAUCAAAUUUACGGGUGGAAGUUAAACAAGCCUGACGAAACAAUUAAUGCAUCUGCUAAAAAUUAUUGUUUCGUUCCUCAAACACUGCAAACAUAAUAAUGUUCUAAAAUUAACAGGACAUAAUAAAAGUAAUGGCUCAUGUCCCCAACCUCAAUAAUAAUAUGAACUUAUAACGUGCAGCAUCACGACCAAUUAAGACCGACUGCAUUCUUUGCGCAGACCAAUAAUGAUAAAUGAAGGAUAACAGCCAGUGGACAGUAAGGUACCUAUAUAUAUAUAGACAAAAUGGACAACAUAAAGAUAUGUCGAGGUACAAGAGUACUAGAACGAACUAAAGCAAUGGAUUAAAGGUAUGAAGGGAUAUUUAUUAAGUGUGCUACUCUCUUCUAUGCAGGAGACUAAUUCCCCCCAAAGUGUUUUAUUUUAAUAAUUGAAGGAUUUUUUUUAAGCUCUAAUUCUAUUACUGCAAUAUGUUAAAUAAAAUUUAUUUUAUAUCAUUGCUGAAGUGAUCUUAAAUUGAUCUUUUCGAAGUGAUCGAUCGUAACAUGUAUAAUUUUGUAAUCUCUAGUAUUGAUGGUGACAGGAAACUAUAUAUAUAUAAGACGACCAGUUUAAUUAUCAUUUUACUAAACCAUUUAUUAAUUUUUGUAGUCAGUGCAGUUGCCUACCAAGAUCUGUUUAAAAUAAGUUGACAGCCGUUGCUACGUAGCUACGUCACCAAAACCUGCGUAGCGGACAGCAAGCCUACGCGUGCUUGCUACUCCGCGAUGUUUUGAUCAGUCUGCACGUGUCGAGCCUCAGUCCUCCAUGUAUCGCUACAAUGGGGCGAGAGCAGAAUAUUUAUGGUGCGUUCAUGAUUAGCUCUUACUGUCAAAACAAACCGAUCAAACCUGAACAUUGAAAGACUUACAUGAGGUUGCUUGCUCUCCAGCAGGGUUGUGACCUUCAUUUGCAUAUCACGUGGUACGGAAGACGUUGCUGAGGCGGAGGGAAGUCGAGGAAGUCGCCCUUUGGCCCAUAACGCAGUCAUCUGAUUGGCCGUGCUGGGUGACGUCAGAACUGAGUUCGAUGGCCGCGAAGGCAUGAGGCUCUAUUGUGCACGAGGAGGUUCUGUUGUGUACGCUACAAAGUUCGACUUGUUACCCUUUAACGUAAAAAGGGGUGAGUAAUUCAUCUUGUGGCUAUAGGGUAUUAUAAGGACCAAAGUAGGCAGUUUUGGGCAACGUGAAGGAAACUGGUAGAGGGAUUCAAUCAUGGAUACAGCAAAUUGUAGGCAAUCCAAUGAGUGUUUUGAUGACAUAAAGAUUCCUGUGACAGAUGCUUUGAUCAGUAAGAGAAUAUUCUGUACUGAUAAUUUUGUCGAAAAUGGUAAAGCUUGCAAGAAAUUAUCAGCAACAAAUAAGAAGAAAUGUGUCAAAAGAAAAGGAUCAAAGGUGAAAACAGAUCCUUCAAAAAGAUGCAAGUCAGGCAUCCCAGAGACUUGCAGCAGUGAAAGUUUGCAGACAUUUGAUGGAGCUGACAAGACAAACGUGAAAGAUUUAUUUGUAAAUUUAGAUAACACUUUAAGAAAAUUUUCCAAUCAUUUAGCAGCAGCAUAUCAAAGCAAUCUAAAAGUGCCUUAUCCAAACAUUUCAAAAAUAUGCUGCAAAUAUGAUAAAGAAGAAGUUAGUCUAAGAGUAGAUGUGGAUGAAGAGCAGCAAUCAGAUUUGAAUAUAACUGAUUCCUUAAAGCUUGUUCUUCAUUCAUGAGGUUAAUCCAAACUCAUCAACCAGACAACAAAAGUGCAGGUUCAGCAAUCUACAGAAAUGAAAAAGCUUGUCACCAGAGAGGUGGCGGUAACAGAGUUGGAAAAAAUAUAAAGUUUGACCAAAAAAGUGUAAAGAGUACAUUAGAGGCAGAGAUGCCAGCCUCUGUUUUAAACUGUGCCACGAAAAUUCAACCCCAUAACCUGGACAAUGCAAGGAGCAGUGUUAAUCUUCAAAAUACUAUCAUGCAUAAAGAGGAAUCCACACAAACUGCUGAGAAACUGGUUUUGGGUGAAGCCAUAACAGAUUUUGAGCGUGCAAUAAGUUUGUCACAUAGACCUGUGCGAAAGUGUAAAAAGAAGCAAAAUGUAAAGUUCAGUCGCUGUACUUCAGGUCAGGUUCAGACUAUUCAAUCCUCACGGAAUCUGAAAUUGGAAAAAAGUAAUGGAAAAAACACUGCAGUUAGCAGGGCCAACGUUUAUAAAAAGCCUGCAAGUUUGUCAGAAAAACCAACAUCCAAAACUGUUCAGUGUAUUUUGAAAAAAGCAAGUCACCAAAAAACAAAUAAUCCUAAUUUGAUUGGUGAUACUAUAAAUAUCCAGGCUCAUUUUACAGUUUCCUGUGACGAGAACAUGAAUAGGCUAUCACCAAAAGAGGGAGAAACUUCCAGGUUACAGAUGGCAUUGGGAGCAAUGACAACUGUGGCAGGAGAAAACUGUUUGCAGACAAGUCUGGCUGCUGCUGCUUCUGUACCAACACACACACAACUUCCUCAUUCUGUGGAUUGCGCUGGUAAUCUGCAACAUUCAUCUUGUGAGAAAAGUGACGUGUCAGAUGACUUGGCACACCAAACUCUUCAGAUUGCUGGAAAUCAUUUGCUUUGCUCUACCAAUGUACUAUUGCCCACAAAAACUCUGUCACAUGUCUCCACAUCAUCACACAACAGUGUGAACUUAGAAAUUGAAGGCUUCCCAAAAGAACAUAUGGAAAGUGCCAGAAUAUUUUCCAAACUUGAAGUUUUGCAAGAGGACCAUUUCAUGGAUGUUGCUUUAGAAAUAGAAGUCUUGGAAAAUUCAGAGACCGAAUUGACAGCAGAGUUUGCACCUAUGAAACAAGGCCACCAUCCAUUAUUACAUGAUAAUGAUAUUGCCAAGCAUUCCAGUUCCCUGCCACAAGUGUAAGUAUCUGUUUAUUCAUCUUUAAUAAUAGUCAUCAGUCGUUUCACCCCAAGAUCAUUCUUCUCCCACAGCUUAAGUCAAUUUGUCCCAGCUAUGUCCAUUUUGUCUCAGGUAAGAUCAUUUCAUCUGAAGGCUAAAAAGUCAAAUUAAUAACAUGUUAAUGAUGCAAGUUGCAGUUUUGACAGAUGAUUUUUUUUCCCAUGGCACACGAAGAAAGUCUAGUUAACACAUAUUGUAUAAAUCACACAGUGAAAUUUGUGAACAGUGCCAAAAGCCCUUAUUAACUGGCCAGAUGCUUAACCAAAUUUGGCAAAGUUGUGUGUAAAUGUCACAGAAAACUAGUGGUUUGGGGACAAAUAUUCCAGAAACUCAGAGGGCUAAGUUAAAACAUUUGCUAAUACAGUGGGACUUUGAUCACUUUAGAAGUUUUGGCUGUUAAGAAUGGCCUUGCAGUCUCAUUCAGCUUUUAACUUUUGAUUAUAUAAUAGAUUAUUUCUUUCAUAUGCACAUUCAUAUUUUUACAGUAUUAUUUAUUAAUUAAAGAGCACUUCUGUAAUUCAUCUCUAGUAUCUUUGCACAUUUCUCACAACACAUACUUGCCUUAGCAGAACUGAAUAAUUAAACAUUUAUAUCAUAAUAAGUUUCAGGUAAAUAUUCAAACAGUUUGUAAUGUUCGUCAUCAUUAUUUGUGUCUAUCCCAAUCCUGGACACGCAAACCAGCUGACUGAUUUGCUUUGAUGCUCUUUCCUGCAAAGUUUGACGUAGACUACUAGGCAGUUGGGUGUUGGUGUUAAAUACACUGUACUUUGUAUUAUCACAAGAUUUUAAUAUCUCCUCUAAAGGCUAAUCCAACCGCAAAUUUUUCAAAUUUUUGAUAUUUUCAAAUCAUAUAAAUUAUUGUAACUCACUGAUUCCUAAAAAAGAAAAAAAUACAUCAGAGUAAAAAGGAAAGCUGUUCUGUUUGGUGAGGAACAUUUUUGAAAGAAAGGUCUCGUUUCUAUAGCUGUGAUUUCACAGAAGUAGGGUUGUUUGACUGGACGCUGCCUCAAUAUCAAAUGCCCUUUUUUGAUGGUCUUAGAAUGUUAGAAUUGAGAUCACAUGGUAUGUGUUUUUGUAAUGAAUAUUGACUAAAACUUCACAUCACUUUAUUUCUUGUUAUAUUUAGAUUAGAAUUUAAUUUUAAAUAGCUUUGAAUUCCAGAAACAUUAUUUGUAGUCUCAAUGACUGUGUGUGUUGCAUAAAAAUAUCCUAGAGGAUUAGUUUGAUGUCAACAACAGCCAUUAAUAUCAUGCUAGCUGUUUGUAAAUCCAGUCUUUAUCUUAAUAAAGGCACACAUUUGUUAAACACUUAAAACUGUGUCAUCCCUUACAAUGACUGGUUACAGAUGUUAACCUUAAAGCUUCAGAUGAAACAGGAACUUUUCAUUAUAAAAGGUCAUACAUGAUUAGCAGGCAUGCUUGCAAGUGAAUUUUUAUACAGAUUAAAAUGCUUUCAUUGUCUGCUUUCCAGUCUGUUUUCUUCAUGUUUAAUCAACACAUGACAGGUAGGUUAAUGCAUUUUGACUGAAAACUUGUCUUAAUAGUAACACGGAGGAGCUACCUGAUGUACAAGGUGAAACAGGAGGAGGACAUAGUUUGUGUGAGGCAGUUGAUCAUCCUAAACAUCAGAAAGAUGAGCAGCAUAAUACUGAAUCUGUCUCUUGUCGGCAGCAGUUAUCUACCUAUCAGGUUUGCCAUGAUAAACCUAACUGGAAAAUGCUUGAAUCUUUUAUACAAGUCAAGACCCAUGCAAGGCACAUGAGAUGCUUCAGUGGCUAGAAAAACUGCAGAAAAAACAGCGACUGAAGCAUAUUCCAACAAAAAUUCUCAAGUCUUUAAUGACCAUGUACAUACAGAGGAAGGCUGUGCCACAGUUGCUACAUAUCUUGAAAGCAGUAUGUCACCACAGACUGUUUGACCUCAGUGUCUGCAGAACAUACAUACAGUUGUGCAGAAAAUACCCUGUUCACUUAAUACAGAUAUUCAAGGCUUUGAAGGCAAACAACUUGCAACCUGCGGUUGUGGACAUAUCUGUUCUGCUAAAAGCCUUCUUGCAAGAUAGAGCAUCCAUUCAUCACCUAUGGGAAGUGCUAUGCUACUGUUCUAUAUACCAGGAUGCACCCCUGGAGCUUGUGGAAAAGGCUGUUGGACAAACCCAGACUGUAAUAUCCAACAAAAAUAUUUUAAAGCUGGUUAAUUGUUGGGUUAUGACAACACCUUCAAGCUUUCUCUGCAAAUUAAAACCUGAAACUUUGCUUCGGCUGCAAACAUUUCUACACCAAGAACCUGCUCACUGCUUGCAGCAAGCACAGGGUUUUGAUCUUGAGUUGGCUGUCAGAUUUCUGGUACAAAUUCAGAAUAAGGAAGAAGACCCACUGUUUAUUAGUCAUCUUUCAGAUGUUCUUUUGAGGAGUAAUGUGCUACUUAAUGCAGCCACAUUCCUUAACUUUCUCCAAGAGAAGAUCAAGAAGGAAAGUGGGCAUCUGGAAGAGUCUAUGAGCUGUAUUCGCCGUCACCUUUCGCAGCUAGGAUCACUGUUGCUGGCAGGUUGUUGUGGCCAGCAAGGUGAUGAUGUCACAGAGAAGUUGCUGCAGUUGCUGAAGGAUAGCCCUCUUGUAGACAAGCCCCAGAUGACAUGUUGUCAGGCGCACAGUAAAACACAAGAUCAGUCUCUUGAAGGAAAGCAGAAAGUGUCAGAUUGUCUUAAGCUAGACAGGUCUGCAACAGCCACAGAGCCUGCCCAUGACCAUAUCCAGAGGCUUCUUCGGCAGCAACCUUCAACAUCCAAUGCUGCAUCAUCCUAUCCUCAGCAGGUGUUCUGCCAGAUUUGCAAUCAGAAGGUGGUGCAGGCUGGUGCUGUCCUCCAGCCUUACCACAGCUCCUGCCCUUCCCAUCUUUUGCUGAACUGCCACCAUUUCCUUCAUACCCCCCUCCACCACCCCAGCUGCCACCAUGCAUGCCAGGAAUGUUUCAGUCCCACCCGCCUCCUCCCAUGCAUUGGCAGCACUAUCAACCUGCUGUGCCGUAUGGCUUUGGCUUGCAACCACAAAGGUACGACCCAGUGCUGGUAUGGAGCGGUCAGUCAGGAGAAGCAGAGAAAGUGUGGCAAGGCAGAAUGCAGUGGCCACAUCAGGGCAGGAUGUGGAAGAGAGGGAGCUGGGGGAGAAAACAGACAUGAAAAUGUGCCUCUCCAGCCGGGUAGCUGGUAAUAACUGUUCCACUGACUACUAACUGGCUGUGUCUUUUUCAUUUUUACACAAAUUUAUAAAUCUAAGCCAAAGUUACCCUGAGAUUUUAGCUGUACAGCUAUUUUAGACCUUCAGCCUUUUUCAACAUUUGUUUGUAAAUAUUGAUUGGGGAGAAUGUUAGCAUUCUAACUGUUCAUAUCAGUUUUAUGUCAGUUUCUAAAACCCAUAUCUGCAUUAUUUCAGCUGGGCUAAAAAAAAAUGCAACCUGUCUUUCCCUUGGACUUGUCCUCAGAACAAAACUUUUCCUUGAGAGUGGCACCUUGCCAAAAAUGUGUAUAGAAUUGACUAAAUGUACACUGGCUUUAAAAUAGUCACCAUACUAUGAAGAAGCCAUUUUGGGGAUCAUGGCAGUAGUGGUGUAAUCAUUUAAGGUUCCUUCUUGACAAAUGCCCACAAAGUGCUCUUUGUGUCUUCACAUUAUUUUUAUGAUGGAAAAUAUUUUUUGAAGCUGGUGUACUGAAAUUUUUAAUUUCAGCUUGAAAUGUUAGAUUUUCAUAUACAUGUACACAAUGAAGAUUUAGGACAGUUGGUGAUGUACUGACAAAAGUACCUGAGAACACAACAGUGAGAAUUAAGUAUUACUGGGUUUUAGUAUUAGCUCCUCACUCUUUUUCUAUGCUAUUUACAUGUACUGUAUGUCAAUGUUAAAUGUGAAUUACAGAUAUCACCAUCAUAAACAGCAAUGUCAAAUA
Molecule: messenger RNA, 7066 nt
Organism: Pomacea canaliculata
Lineage: Eukaryota; Metazoa; Mollusca; Gastropoda; Architaenioglossa; Ampullariidae
Exons: 9
Coding region: 4890-6335 (481 amino acids)
Source: RefSeq, a predicted model, not a curated record